AUGAAGUCCUUCACCCUUGCCACUCUGGCCGUGUUGGCUGGCAAUGUUGCCGCCCACGCUACCUUCCAGGACCUCUGGGUCGACGGCGUCGACUUCGGCUCGCAGUGCGCCCGUGUCCCGUCCUCCAACUCCCCCAUCACCAGCGUUAGCGGUAGCAGCAUCCGUUGCAACACUGGUACCUCCAGCCCGAGCGCCAAGUGCCCUGUCGCGGCCGGCAGCACUGUCACUGUUGAGAUGCACCAGCAAAACGGUGACCGGUCCUGCGCCAACGAGGCCAUCGGUGGGGCCCACUACGGCCCCGUGAUGGCCUACCUGUCCAAGGUCUCCGACGCCAAGUCGGCCGACGGCUCGAGCGGUUGGUUCAAGGUGUUCGAGUCCGGCUGGGCCAAGAACCCGUCGGGCGGCUCCGGCGACGACGACUACUGGGGCAACAAGGACCUCAACACCUGCUGCGGCAAGCUCAACGUCAAGAUCCCCAGCGACAUCGCCCCUGGCGACUACCUCCUCCGUGCGGAGACCAUCGCCCUGCACACCGCCGGCAGCUCCGGCGGCGCCCAGUUCUACGUGACCUGCUACCAGAUCACCGUCUCCGGCGGCGGCAGCGCCACCCCGGCCACCGUCAACUUCCCCGGCGCCUACUCCGCCUCCGACCCGGGCAUCCUCGUCAACAUCCACUCCGCCCUCAGCAGCUACAAGGUGCCCGGCCCGUCUGUCUACUCCGGCGGCACCACCCGCACCCCCGGCGGCUCUUGCAUCGGCUGCGAGUCCACCUGCAAGGUCGGCUCCAGCCCGUCCACCACUCUGAGCUCGUCGCCGUCUCAGCCUACCUCCUCGGCUUCGCCCACUGGCGGCUCGGGCAACCCCGACGGCUGCACCGCUGCCAAGUUCCAGCAGUGCGGCGGGACUGGCUACACUGGCUGCACCACCUGUGCUUCGGGCUCGACCUGCAGCGGUGUGUCGCCGCCGUACUACUCGCAGUGCGUGUAA
Molecule: messenger RNA, 987 nt
Organism: Dichotomopilus funicola
Lineage: Eukaryota; Fungi; Ascomycota; Sordariomycetes; Sordariales; Chaetomiaceae
Product: glycosyl hydrolase family 61-domain-containing protein
Exons: 3
Coding region: 1-987 (328 amino acids)
Biological process (GO): carbohydrate metabolic process
Cellular component (GO): extracellular region
Molecular function (GO): cellulose binding
Source: RefSeq, a predicted model, not a curated record